UUAUAGUUCCUGAAUAUUUAGAAGAUGAGUACCUUCGAAUGACAACCGAAUUUGCAAACAUACUGAAACGUUUCGUUAUCCAGAUUUUUAAAGAAAGGGAGAAUUUGAAAGGUGUCAAAAUGUCUUUGGUUGGCAUCAGGCCAUCAAGGAGGAAGGAAAUAGUUGAAAUAGAUGAUGAAACUGAGCUAAUACAAGUCCUUCGAAAUUACUGUUCUUUGAGAAAAUUUCCAAUUCUAACUAGUUUAGCAAGGGAUAUGAAGAUGACUGAUAUUACAGAGGAGUUGAAUCAGUUUGAAAAGAAACGGAAAGAAUUUUACAGUGACAUAUUAGCAAAGGAUUUUGCAAAGAGUGCCAUUGAAUAUUGUGGUACAACUGGUAGUAGAGAGGUGACAUUUGAAGUAACAUGGUCCAUUGACAAAGCAACACUUGAUGAUUUAGAGCAAUUUCUAGCUGCUGCCUUUCGGAGUCAUGAUAUCAAUAUGCUUAUUCACUUGAAGGCUGUCCGUAAUAGUCGACUGAAAUUUGUUUGUGUCAUACCACAUUGGCUAGUUGAUGAGAUGAAAGAUUAUGUCAUGAAAAAUGGAGACCUUUUUAAGUCUAAGGAAGUAGUUGAAAUUACUGUUGAUGGAACUAUUGUAUUCAGUGUGAAACAUUUAUUGGAGCCUCAUCAAUUAGAAAAUGAAGAAAAGGAGAAAGAGUCACUGCAAAGUGACGAUGAAGCAAAAGAA
Amphimedon queenslandica is the source of this 728-nucleotide messenger RNA. RefSeq lists its product as uncharacterized. The annotation marks the transcript as partial. The record is from RefSeq and is a predicted model, not a curated record. NCBI's taxonomy places the organism in Eukaryota, Metazoa, Porifera, Demospongiae, Haplosclerida, Niphatidae. The transcript has 4 exons.